CAAGCGGACCCUGAAAGAAAAAAGGAAAAAAGAAGAAAGCUCUGCAUCAACGAUGUUUAUGAACAGCCGGUCUUUACAUGGCGGUUUCUCCAUUGGCUUCAAGGAGUAAUUGCCAUGGCAUUUCUCAUGAGGCUCAAAUCUCUUUCUUACCAACUUCUGGUGCGUGCUCUCAAGAGUCAGCAGCCUUUUGAAAUUCUGGCCGGUAGUAAGAACUGAUUGCAACUGCAGAUUAAAAUGGCUGGUUCUCAGAGGGUGAAAGUAACUUCAGGGAGCUGAUCAGCUCGGCCAUGUGUUAAGAGACCUUGUAAGUUUCCUGCUGGUAUUGUCUUGUCAAGUCCUUGGUGAUGUGCACAGGUUAUCACUUCCAGACGAGAGGAGAAACUGUCAGCGAUCCAUUUAUUUUCUGAUUUUUAUGCAUCAAGAAGGGAUUUCCCUUUGUCUUUUGAGAGAGCGAUCCAUUUAUUUUCUGAUUUUUAUGCAUCAAGAAGGGAUUUCCCUUUGUCUUUUGAGAGGGGGAAAAGGAAGAUCUUUUUUGUGUUGAAAGAGAGACAACCACCUGGCUUGAUAAGGCUUUGCCAAUGGUCUUUUCUUGUGCGCAAUGGGGAUCGAAGGUCUUCCGGGAAGCUCGUGAUCCGUGGCAAGUGUAUUCGUCUGUUUCUGCAGCUUUUCUUGAGUAUAAGCCAAAACAAAGCAGGUCGACCUUGAAUUCAGGCCACAGGGUCUCUCUCUCUGUCUGUGUUCUACUCAUUGAUACCAUCUUUGGGAUCUCUGCAAGAGUCCAAGAACAGUACAGAGCAGAGCAGUUCUCUGGCUGUCUCAACCCACAUGGCAGCAUGAUGGGUGCUUUUGAUAUCUUGCGAACAAAAGCUCAGGACCCACGUGGCAAUGGCGGUUUGCAUGUUGGAAGCUACUUGUUUUUAUGGAAUUAACCACAUUUAGCAUGCUUGUUGAGACAGAAGAAAUCAACGAGGAGCUUUCUCUGCGUAGACGCCACGCCCAUGUUCACACCUCGCACUUCUUUGCUGUGGAGAGGCUUUGCUCCAAAUACUCAUCCCCACAAAACUGAAAGUUGUUGAAUUCCUUUACUGGAUUUGCGCUGUUUGAGCUUCUACCCGUCAGGUGGAACGCCGGCCAUGGCGUGCCUUUCGUCGCUUGAUAAGUUCCGGCCGGCUGCCGGAAUGGUUCUGGUUCAGGUAUUCAUGACGGGGAUGCUGCUGCUCUCCAAAUUGUGCCUCGAUGAAGGGAUGAACAUUUUCGCGCUGUUGGCCUAUCGCCACCUGGUUGCCGCCGCUUUCCUCGCGCCUUUCGCCUACUUUUGUGACAGGGACCAGGUGAAGAGGCUGACAUGUGCGGCUUUGGGUUGGAUCUUCGUCUGCGCCCUGUCUGGAAUUACAAUUGGGAUGGGCUUCUACUACUACGGACUCCUCUGUACCUCCACCACUUUUGCUGCCACUUUCCUCAACCUCAUUCCAGUCCUCACUUUUAUCUUCGCCGUUGUAUUAAGAAUGGAGAACAUCUGCCUAAAGACUAGAGCUGGAGUAGUGAAAGUGGGAGGCACCGUUGUGUGUGUGAUGGGCGCCAUGCUCGCUACACUGUAUAAAGGCACUUCUGUAAAACUGCUCUCUUCUCUUUGGCACACUCAUCACACGUCUGCUGUUCGUCUGGCGAAGACGGACUGGACUCGAGGAGCAAUGAUGCUAGUCGUCAGUAGCAUAAGCUACUCUGCAUGGUUUAUUGCUCAAGUUAAAUUAUUUAAAAUGUUCCCUGCGAGGUACCUAGCGAAUACACUAAUAUGUUUGAUAGGAAGCCUGCAAUCGGCGGUGAUAGGUUUUGCCUUGGAAAGGGAUUUGGCGAUGUGGAAGAUAGGACCGGACUUGCAGUUGCUGACAAUAGUUUAUUCGGGAGUAUUUACUUCUGGAGCAACCUUUUGCUUAACAUCAUGGUGCGUUAGCAAGAAGGGUCCAAUUUAUGCAGCCAUGUUUUCACCUCUUCUUCUUGUCCUUGCCUGCAUCUCUGGUUCGAUUUUCUUGGGUGAACGGCUCUAUAUUGGGAGUAUGUUAGGCUCAGUGCUGAUAGUGGGAGGGUUAUACGCCUAUCUUUGGGGAAAGAGAAAAGAAUCGAUGCUGAAAAUACUUCAAGUAGACGGAAGCGGAAGUGCAUCAUCUAGGAGACUGCAGGCAAAAGCUGCUGUUGUUGUCGCACAAGAAGCAGUUGUCCCUGAUGAAGCGAAUGAUCAAGCCAAAUCCGAAGUGGCUAAGGGGGAGACGGCCAUUAAUCUUCGUUGAAACCACAGACGGCAAGUGGUUUUCCUAAUCUUCAAUAAUGCUUGACAAGCUAAUCAUAUUUCUUUGCACAUUAAAGGUUUUUUUUUUUUCCUUUUUACAACAAAAUUGAUAGAAAAAGGGUAUACAAAAGUAUAAUAACAUCGAUGGAGUAUCCCUUCUUUUUAUUCUUUGAAAGCUUGUAUGUAAAUUAUGAACACGGAGAUAGCAUUGCCAUUCAAUAUUUGUGGCCUCUUUUCCCUUAAAGUUU
Nymphaea colorata (pocket water lily) is the source of this 2532-nucleotide messenger RNA. RefSeq names its product WAT1-related protein At5g07050-like. The transcript has 10 exons. The record is from RefSeq and is a predicted model, not a curated record. Lineage: Eukaryota; Viridiplantae; Streptophyta; Magnoliopsida; Nymphaeales; Nymphaeaceae. Gene Ontology annotation, molecular function: transmembrane transporter activity. Gene Ontology annotation, cellular component: plasma membrane. Bases 1134 to 2285 code for a protein of 383 amino acids.